Messenger RNA from Brettanomyces bruxellensis, 1350 nucleotides. RefSeq lists its product as uncharacterized. The record is from RefSeq and is a predicted model, not a curated record. The transcript has a single exon. NCBI's taxonomy places the organism in Eukaryota, Fungi, Ascomycota, Pichiomycetes, Pichiales, Pichiaceae. The coding region runs from base 1 to 1350 and encodes 449 amino acids.
AUGGAUAUUGAAUCAAAAGAAAACAGUUAUUCCGGAUUUCAAAAGCUUUCUCUCUCAAUCAGAAGAAGAAAAAGAAGAGAACAAAAAAGGGGAAUAAAAAGCAAAAGUGUACCCGUAAAUAAUCCUCUUGCUGAUAUCGAGUGUUCUACUUCCUUUGAUGGCUCGAAUAAAUUUUCAAGAAGGUUCUCUAUUCGACGAUCAUUCAAAAGAAGAAAAGCAGACGAGGAACAAGUUCUAAAUGAUCUAAAUAAUAUCUUGAGAGUGAAUAACGAGGAUAGGGCCAUACUAGAGCAAAAUGAGCGGGAAGUUCCCGUUUACAAAAGUCGGUCGCCUGCUGAUUCAAGACCUGCUGGAAUGCAUAUGGAAAUUGAUGAUUCAUUUUCUACCGUUGUGAGUCGAAAGCCAGACAUUUUUGAAACAGGAGAAAAGAAGGAAUUCUACCAGACUAAGGAAAGAAAAUCUUUGAGCAAGGCUGUAAAGAGAAUAUUUAAGCACUUGUUCAGUCAAAAGACUAUUAAAAAUAAUGAGGAACAUGAUUUGAACAAUACAGAUCAAACUUUGGACUAUUCGAGUAGGAAAAGUCCGAAAUUUGGACCGGAUGAAACCUUUACAUUCAAAUCGCUAUAUAUGUCAAAUCAAACUUAUUUAGCUAUCUCAUCACGCCAAAGGUCAACCACGCAUAAUAAUGUUAAUCCCACCUAUUUAAAUCUACUUGCUGAGUUGGAUCCGGGAAACGAAUUUGAUACUGAAACUGAAAUCCUACGCAAUGAGGCAGUGAAUAAAGGCAAAGACACAUUUUUAAGUACCGUUUGGAAUAUAUGGGAUGAAACUAUAACUGAAUCAUACGAUACCGAGAAAAAGAAAACACUGUACAAUCUUCAUUUUUGCGUCUCCAUGAAAGUUUAUAAGUUUUCACAUAUCCAAAAAGCUAAUAAAGAAUAUGAGUCAAUAUUAAGGUUUCCUCAGAAUGAAAAUAACCAGGUUUUCAUAUGCCGUUAUGGAAUUAAACCUGGUGGCCAUGGCAUUUUCUCAGAGGGAUUACGAAUAAUAGUUAAUGUUCCUAGUUCGCAAGGAGAACAGAUGUGGUCAAUUACAAAUAAGUUAUUAUUCACCGAUGAUAUAUUCUGCUCCAAUUUUGAUAUACCAAUAUUUGCUCUUUCAUGGAAGAAAGGUGACUCAGAAUGUUUGGCUUUAUGCUAUUGGAUCUUUAAUAAUGAGAUGAACCUUUCGUAUGUUAGGAAUCUCACAAAGGUGCUUUCCAAUUUCUACCCACAGCAUCUAAAAGCAAUAUUCCACUCCGUGAGAUAUUUUUUCAAUAACACUAGAGAAGGCGGUUCUAUUGUACCUUAG